AAGUUAUCAACGAUGACAACUGUCGAAGAGGAUCUUCUUCUCAACGAACCAGUAGCAACAGAAUAUGAUGGUUUGACGGCAAUCGACGAGGAUUUUCUUCUUGGUGCCGGAGACGUGUCUCGAAAAGGUACUCAAGAAUCGACCGAUGAUCUUUUAGGUUCUUCUGAGCCUUUCGAUCAGGAAGACAUUCUUGAUACAGUUCCCGAACAAACUGAUGAAAACGAAGACGAAGCUGGAGACGAUGAACUGGAAAGUGAGAAGGAAGAAUUGGAUUAUGAUGAAGAGGAAGAUGAUGAAGAUCGCAGAGAACGAACUAGUCGCUAUACAUCCGAAAAGAAAGGUUCUCGAAAGGAUUCAGUAGAGGGAGAUGAGAAUAAGAAAGAAAAUGGACAAGAUGAGACAAAGCGUUCUGGAAUUCCAUCACUGUUCGAUAAGACCAUCACAAACAAUCCAAUGAAGAGCGGUGACCAACCAAUAGGCGUUAUUCUACGAAUCGAAGGUGAAGCUGAACGAGUCUUCUAUCCACCUCCAUCGUUCAUGGAACCUAAACUCAAUAUUGUUCCACGUCUUCCAAAUGGUAUUCCACUUAUUGGUGUUCCUUCCAGUCAUGGACGAGCUGGUUUUGGAGCAAAUUAUCAGGACCAAGCAAGAAUGGCUGCUGGUGGUGGAAUGGCUGGAAUGCCAAUGGGAUGGGAGAAUCAAGUGAAUGCAUUCCUAAAUAACACAACGAAAUCGAAAUCAAGAGGCAGAGACACUCGUAAGAGAAGAAGCUCAUCAUAUUCCAGUACUUCCAGCUCAAGCGAUGGUCGUUCAAGAUCCAGAAGUUCUUCAAGAAGUGAUCGUAGAAGAAGAGAUGAUAGGAAGAGACCUCGUGAAGAUCGUGAUCGAAAGGAUUAUAGAAGAGAUGGUAGAAGAGAUGGAAGACGAGAUGACAGAAAACGUCAUGAUGAUCGUAGAAGAGACUCUUAUCAUCGAGAUUCUGACAAGGACAUCAAACGUAGAAAAGAGCAAAGUAAACAUUCCGCGAUGGAAAGUGCAAAGGCUCUUGGUUUAUCAAAUGAUUACAUUGAUCAAGUAAAUGAGCAAAAGCGAAAGCGUGAGGAGAUUGUUCGUAAGAAAGAGGAGAGAAGACAUGCUCCAGUUUCUGAAAAGAAAGAAGUCCCAACUACAGUGUCUACAAAUACAUCUUCUGCAGCCUAUGCCAAUUCGAAAGACAAAACAAAGGCAUAUCUGGCAGUAAACGUUACUGGAGUCCAACAACUUCCAACCGCCGUAAAAAAGAUUGAAGCUAUUGCCAGUGAGCUGGGUCCGAUCAAGAAAUGCUGGAGAUCGGAUGAAGAUGUUGUUUCAAUCAUCUUCAAUGCUCACGACAAGGCCAAAGACUUCAUGCUAAAGCACAAUGGAAAAGUCCUCUCUGGCCUGCGAAUAACUGUUUCCCUGGAAAAGAAGUUCCUGAAUCUCAACGACGUCAAUUAAUAAUUGAAUCAAAAUCGUUUUAUUAUUAUUUUUAUGUUUUUGUGUACAAAAAAUAAACCUAAAUUUAAAAUUU
This is a messenger RNA of Caenorhabditis elegans, 1549 nucleotides long. RefSeq lists its product as uncharacterized. Bases 13 to 1476 code for a protein of 487 amino acids. Lineage: Eukaryota; Metazoa; Nematoda; Chromadorea; Rhabditida; Rhabditidae. The transcript is spliced from 5 exons. The record is from RefSeq and is marked reviewed.